AUGUCGCAAACUUAUCUGAUUUCGAAACUGAUGGACCCUUUGUUUGGGAUGGCGAUAGGUAUUUACGGGUAUUAUUUAUUUGAGAAAGAACACCCUCGACCUCAAGGCAAAGGAUUGCAGGAACUCUUGAUGAAACGUUGGAAUUCUCGCAAUAAUGGCGUAUCUUCUGAGUCUGUUCAACAUUGA
This is a messenger RNA of Schizosaccharomyces octosporus yFS286, 186 nucleotides long. Its product is annotated as non-classical export protein 1. NCBI's taxonomy places the organism in Eukaryota, Fungi, Ascomycota, Schizosaccharomycetes, Schizosaccharomycetales, Schizosaccharomycetaceae. The record is from RefSeq and is a predicted model, not a curated record. The coding region runs from base 1 to 186 and encodes 61 amino acids. The transcript is spliced from 2 exons. Gene Ontology annotation, biological process: protein secretion.